Gasterosteus aculeatus aculeatus (three-spined stickleback) is the source of this 2948-nucleotide messenger RNA. RefSeq lists its product as uncharacterized. The record is from RefSeq and is a predicted model, not a curated record. Lineage: Eukaryota; Metazoa; Chordata; Actinopteri; Perciformes; Gasterosteidae.
UCUCCAUAAAAGACAGCUAUCGUUUCCGCUAUCCACCGUGGCAAUAAACAUCCGCCAUUUCUGCUGUCUCUAUUUGUUUGUGUGAAUUACACAAACGUCGGAACCGCCGGAUUUUGUCGAGGGUGGCCAUACGACCGACAUGGGGGGCGGGGGCGCUGCGGGGAACGCCACGUACCGUCGUGGAGGUUGAAGAGGAACCAACGCGGCUCUGACCGAGGGCCGUGUUUCUCAGCGUGAGAUAUUGGGUGUGUGCGUGUGAAAACAUGCAAACGCGUGAGUCACACGGCGGAGAGGCUGGCAAGGGAACAUCUGUAGCCUCUUCAGGGGACAGCAACCGAACAACCGGUAUGGAAAUACAGCGUCACAACAACACAGCUGUGUGCUGUGAGAAUCAACUCUAUCCAGUGGCAGAGCUCUCAUAUUGUGGAGAGAAGGCUUUCAACCCAGAAGAAGCCACUUGUUGCCCAUAUGAAAAUGGAAGCACCAUAACAGAGGGCCUUAGUGAAAAGGUGUCAGCUUGCUGUGGACUGAAGGCAUACGACCAGCUCAAUCAAAUAUGCUGUCACGGAACCAUCCUAGUCAAACCUGGGCCAAACGCCCAAUGUUGUGAUAAAAAGGCUUUUGAUGUCGACGAGCAGAUGUGUUGUGGACCGCUGACCAAUAAGACAAUCCUAACAAAAGAAUCCUCAGACCACCGAUGCUGUGGACAAAACAGUUUUAACCCAACGACUCAAUGCUGCUGUUCGAUAAAUGAAAGUCUAAGCAUAUGGUCCAAGGAUUCCAGCUGCUGCGAGAAGGCUGACUGUGGACAGAACACCUACAACACAAGCGACAAACUAUGCUGUCAAUCAACGGUUGUUAGCAAAAAUGUAUCAAAUGCCCAAUGCUGUGGUAAACAGGCGUUUAAUAACGACACACAAUUGUGUUGUGGUCCUUCUGAUGACAAGAUAAUCCUGGAGAGAAUCUCUAUUGACCACCUCUGUUGUGGACGUAACCGGUUCGACACCAACAAGGAGUGCUGCUGUUUGACAAAGGAAGGUCUUCAGAUACAACAGAUCAAUUCCAGCUGCCGUCGGGAUCAGGGUCAAUCUUCUGAUGCCACUGCUGUGUUUAACCCACACAUAGGUGUCUGCUGUGGACGCUGUGUGUCUGAUUGGAACCCUUCGACAGAUCAACUUCAUGGCCCGCCUGGACAACAUAGCUGCAGGACGAAAGUUUAUCGGCCUCACGCGGGGAUCAUUUGCGAUGGACCAAGGACUCCUCACUUCUGUGGGUCAAAAGCCUACGACAUUAAAGACCCAGGAAUGAAGUGCUGCGCAGGAACAUUGCACAACCUCACUCAAGUACCAGAGGCGCAGUGCUGUGGCUCCAUCCUGCAAAACAAACCGAACGUAUGCUGUUUGAGUGAGCACAUGGAGGUGCUCUACUCCAACAAGACGAAAUUUGAAUGCUGUGGUCACCUCUACUACAACACCUCCCUAUGGUCAUGCUGUGCAGGGACGCUGAGCGCUGUGCCUCCACGAGGACAGCAUCCGAAAUCCAUACUUCGAUCUUUGGGCAAUUUGAAUGAGACGGAUCUUUGUGGCAAACUGCAAGUCGGGAUUGUGGAAAGGGACGGCCUGAAUGGGAUCGUAUUCAACAGUGUGUUGAUAAUCCAUGGAAGGAAUGGCAGUGUGAUACCCAGGAGCGGGCUUCACACCCUGAGUACAGGAACCGAUGGCUGCAGCAACGCAAAACUGGUCCCUGGGAAGAGCUACUUCUUUGAUGACGUUAAAGUAAAUGUCUUCACAGAUCUCAACCACGACUCUAUUCUCCAGUCCAUCUAUUUCAUUAUUUCUAAGUGUCAUACGAAUAUAUAAGAUUAUAGACUUUAUGUUCAGGGUCGGACGAUUUACUAACUAAUCUAACAUGCAGCUAAUUUAUAGAUGUUGAGUUUUGGAUUAACACCAUUUGUUAAAAAACAACUGUGGAGUUAUCAAAAGCAAUAUUCCUUGUCUCUUAGCAGAGGACAGCCAUUAUCAAUUAUCAGGCUGGAGCUUGUUCACUAAGUCCACAUAUUAGUCUGUUAACUUAUGCACAUCAAUAAAACUACUCUCAAAUUGUGAAGUAGCAGAGCAUCAAAAGAAUUAUUAUAUACAAUGUCCAUGAAGUUCAUGACAGGAUGAUCUAAAUCUUUUGCAUAACUGGUGGUUGCAAUUACCAAUGUUUAGUAAUCACCGCAAGAUGGUGACACUCAUCACGGUGAACUAUUUGUUUUCAAGAUUAAUGUUUGUGUGAUUAAUGUGUCUGUGAUUUUAAUAAGCUAAUAAGCUAAACAGCUAUUAGAACAUGUGUUUUCAUUUUUGGAACAUUAUGCUCUAUUUUGGAUUUUUAAAUUUGCACAAAACUACAUUAAUAGUGAGUCACUCAUGAAAAUGUAUGUUUGAAUAUAAAUGACAGGAUUUGUCACAUUAUGUGUCACAUGUGCUAAACAAAGCUGAAAGACCAAUCACUUAAAUAUUAAGCUGUGGUGCAUUGAAUUUCUAUGGUGCGUUGAAGUUAUAUUUCUUAACAAUAUGUAUGUUACCCAUAGUUCCAUGUUCCUGUAGCUAGGAACAUGGCAUUAGUAUGAAGGUACUUUUCCAACUUUGAGCGUUUUGCCAUCGCCUUAGUGUGGCCUAAAGGAUUCUGGACACUGCUUUUGCAGUGUGUACUGACCGGUAGAGCUCAGGAGGCUUAUUCAUCUUUAACUCUGACUCAAAAUAUAGUUGUUUUAAUGUUCAUUCAUGUACUGUAUUUUUCAUUUUACAAAAACUAUUUUCUAUAUCUUUGUACGUUUAGUUUCUUGUUUUAAGCAGUGUCAACACAUAAUGCAUGUUUUAGUAUGUUCUAUAUCUAUGCAUGACACAGCCACAUGUAGGUGCUUUAUGUUAGAUUCAUUUUUGUCAUUAAAAGCAAUUGUUAGAAAA